AAUAAUAAAUAAUUAAAUAAAAAGAAAUCCUUAACGCGCCAAUUCACGCGCGGCCUGUUUUUCCUCCGACGUUCUAAAAAAAUGGAAAAGUCGAAGACAGAAACGGAACGGAGGUCCAGCUCUGCGCAAUUUCCGACCGGAUAUCAGAACACCAUGACUGACCCGAAAGAUUCGGAUCCUGCAACGGAUAUGGAGGUCUUUGUUAUUGUGCCAACAUCAGAGCCGGAGACAAAUGAAGAGAAGGUGAUUGAGAUUCCAAAACAGAGUCAGACUCAAAGCGAGCAAUCACCGAACCGGAGGAAAUUAGUUCAUUGGAGCCCCGAAUUGGUUAGAGAUUCGCCUCCGGCAGAUCAAGGAGCCACCAUGCCUCCUCCUUACCGGUCCAAUCCUUACGUUACUCACAGUCCUGCUCUAGAAUCUUCUUCGUCUCCCUUCAAAGAGAAAAUGGAUAUAGUGAAGGAUGUCUUAGGGAGAUGGGGGAGGAAAGUGGAAGAAGCGACGAGGAAAGCCGAAGAUCUGGCCGAAAACACGUGGCAGCACUUGAAAACAAGCCCAAGGUUUACUGAGGCUGCCAUGGGAAGAAUUGCUCGGGGAACAAAGGUUUUAGCAGAAGGUGGCUAUGACAGGGUUUUUAGACAAACAUUCGAUACAGUUCCCGAAGAACAACUUCUAAAUUCAUAUGCUUGUUAUUUAUCCACAUCAACUGGUCCUGUAAUGGGAGUUUUAUAUGUUUCUACUGCAAAGCUGGCAUAUUGCAGUGACAAUCCUCUUUCCUAUGAAAUUGGGAGCCAGACUGAAUGGAACUACUAUAAGGUUCUUGUCCCUUUACAUCAACUUAAAGCCAUUAAUCCUUCGACAAGUAAAGUCAAUCCCGCUGAGAAGUACAUCCAAAUUAUCUCUGUUGAUGGUCAUGAAUUUUGGUUCAUGGGCUUCUUAAACUACUACGGCGCCAUUACAUGCCUUGAGGAAGUGUCCGAACUCCAUGGCACUUGAUCUAUGUGAUACCAUGCUGGUUGGAAGCAUUUGAUGAUACAUGCCAUGCCCCAUGGGGUGUUUUCGAUUCAGGUAACUGUAGAGUUUAUCAGACCAAAUGUUUCUUCCGUGAGACAAGUUACUGAUUAUAUAUAUUUAUUCUCCGAUUGGUUUUCCGAAGUUGUUUAGCGAUUGUUUUCGCUGCCGGCAACAGCCUCAUUGAAUAGAUUUCGGUUAACAGAGUCGAACUUAGUCCCUAAAUCUGAUGCAGCUCCGGUGAAUGGGCCUUACAAAAACAAAACAA
Molecule: messenger RNA, 1276 nt
Organism: Hibiscus syriacus
Lineage: Eukaryota; Viridiplantae; Streptophyta; Magnoliopsida; Malvales; Malvaceae
Product: GLABRA2 expression modulator-like
Exons: 4
Coding region: 82-993 (303 amino acids)
Source: RefSeq, a predicted model, not a curated record